This is a messenger RNA of Sesamum indicum (sesame), 1236 nucleotides long. RefSeq names its product putative B3 domain-containing protein At5g66980. Gene Ontology annotation, molecular function: DNA binding. The record is from RefSeq and is a predicted model, not a curated record. NCBI's taxonomy places the organism in Eukaryota, Viridiplantae, Streptophyta, Magnoliopsida, Lamiales, Pedaliaceae.
CCUUUCGACUGUGUAACUUGGGAUUUCGUGAAGAAAAGAAUGCAUCGAUCCAACUCGUGACGAGAAGAUAUCCAGUACCCACCCUACCCGAUUUGUGCAGCAAAAGAUUCACUCAGAAGCUGCGACGAAGCACUUGAUUCGCCUGUCAAGUUUUCAGAAGAAGAUAGCCAGCGAGUGUUGUAUUUGAAUCUUCAUUACGUUGCACCGACUCUUUGCUUCCAUACAAGAGAAAUUAAAAACAAUGAGCGUGAAGCCGAACCAGAGACCUUCGUUCUUCAAGAUCCUGAUCACGGAUUUCACUCGCCGACUUCGACUGCCCCUUGUUUUCUCGGAGAGAUAUGGGUCGGCUUUGCGCGGAAGCGUCAGGUUGAGAACCAGUUCCGGGAAGAUUUGGUUCGUGAAGUUGGAGCAGAAGGAUGAGAAGGAGCGAUAUUGUUUCACUGGGGGCUGGAAUAAAUUUGCUGAAGAUGUAGGUCUGGAAAUGGGGGAAUUUCUGGUGUUUCGGUUUGUUGGCGGGUCCAUGUUUGAUGUUUCGGUGUAUGGAGUCCAUGGCUGUGAGAGAGAAAUUCCAGGCGCUGGAUUCCAGGUCGAGGACUCUGAUCUUGAUGAACAAAUUGAGUUGAGCAAAGACGAUGUCCCAAAUGUGAUCAAGAAGAAACGAUCAAGAGCCGGGAAUACUCGCACAUCUGAAUCCGAUCGCCCCCUGGAAGAGACAACCCCACUCUACUUGGAAAUUCGUCUAAAGCCGCAUCACAAAUCAAGAGUGUCUCUUCCCAAGAGAUUCUGUAUGGCGGCCGAUCUGCCUGGCAAGCAAACUGUGGAACUUGAGUACCUGCCCAAGCACCGUUGUCAGGUGAUCAUGCUCGAUCGUAGGCAUCGCUCCAGGACUGAAAUGGCAUUUGGCUGGUCUGAAUUUCGGAAGUCAAAUGGAUUAGUCUAUGGUAAAACCUACUCGUUCGAGUUCAAGCCGAGCAGGAACAUCAUUGAAGUUCAGGAGCUGAAAACAUUAAACUACCGCCCCGAGAACUCUCAUUCAUGAUCACAGACAGAAUCAUAGUCAAAAGAAAGUAAAACAGGUAAUACGUAUGUUGGCAAAUCCAGGAUCUGUCUGGCACUAUGUUCAGCUGCAGUAUUACGUUUUGUUGUCUAGGCCAAGUGAUGGCAAUUAUGGACCAAUGCAAAAAAUGUAAAAGUGUUUUGUGGUUACUAUGUUAAUCAAAACAUUAUUCGUUAGCA